GUCGUCCUUGAAGAGCUCGCUAAGGGAGAGAAUCGCGAAAUGUUGACGUGAUGGCGUUUCUCAUUGAAAAUGGAAGAACAUGUUUGAAAAGCUUUCUCGGAGGGUCAUGCAUCGUUUUUGUGCCAUGGAUAUCGUACUUAGGAACUAGGUGGCAGUAUAUCUAUACCGACUUUGGUAUAUAUCUGCUAUUGUUAUAUGCUAUUGUGUACAAUGGCGCGCUUGUGCUGCUCAGUUACAGGGCAACAGUUGGUGCCGAGGGUAAAUUCUUCAAGGUAGCAGUUCGCGGAGGGUUCCUAGGACUGGCAUUCGGACUGGGCUGGAUCAUAAGCAGCUCGCAGACCUCUCUGACUCACUUUGGGUGGUACCUGAUGGCUCUCAGCUUCUUCCACUUCUCUGAAUAUCUGACAACAGCAGCUACAAAUCCUUCCUCCCUUACUCUUGACUCGUAUCUGCUGGACCACAGUAUGGAGUAUAAGUUAGCUGCGGUAGCUAGCUGGCUCGAGUUCUUUGUAGAAUGGUAUAUAGCACCAGGUUUAAAGCAGUAUAUCUACAUAGUUGUCAUUGGUGCAGUGCUAGUCCUGUUUGGUGAAUCUCUGAGAAAAGCCAGUAUGAUUACAGCCUCAACAAACUUUAAUCAUUAUGUACAGUAUGUAAAGAGACCAGGUCAUCAGCUGAUAACAAGGGGAGUGUACUCCUGGUGUCGACAUCCGUCCUACGUAGGCUGGUUCUACUGGAGUAUAGGAACUCAGUUGAUGUUAUGCAACCCUUUUUGCCUGAUAGCCUACUCGAUUGUAUCAUGGAGAUUUUUCCGAGAGAGGAUUUACGAAGAGGAGAUUUAUCUUCUGAACUUUUUUGGUGAAGAUUAUUUAGAUUACCAGAAGACUGUGAGAACUGGAUUACCCUUUAUAGAGGGGUACACAGGUUACUCGGCUAUAUAAUCUAUGGUCUAUAGUGUAAAAUUGACUAGGACAUGCUGUAUUUACGCCAUUUUAAAAAUGCACUAGAAUUUUAGAAUAUCUUUAAUUAGGCCUGACACACUGCAUUUUUUUCUCUCAGUCAGUAAUGUGCCCCAUUUCUAGAAUGUUAUAGUUUUGUUAUUUUUAAAAAUGUCUGAAAGAUUAUAGAUAUAUGUAUGUUUUCAUGGUUGGGAGAUUUGAAUGUUGUUGAAUAAUCUUACCACUGUGACUGUGUGUUGGAAACUUUUAUCAAGUUUUCAAAUCCCCCCCCCCCAAAAAACAAAACAUGCACCUAUGUCAUACUUUUACAGAGCUCCAGAUAAGGUACGUAUCAGCGUAAAUACUCAUUAAAUUUUACCAAAUACGCAUUAAAGUUUAAAAGCAGGCGUACAAUUACGCAUUCGCGAAUGUAAAUACGCUUUACACUCGUAAAGUAAUGCGUAGAGGUAACUCAAUACACAACUGUAUAAGCCUAAUUGUUAUACUUCUUUCUUAAAUAAACAGGUAGGGUGCGAUCGAAAGCACAUAAAAACUUAUAUUAUUAAUCGUAAACGAUUGAUUAAUGGCACAGAAAAUGGUACCGGACAAACGAUAUAUAUUUCUUCUGUUAAACUUUCUAAGUUUUUACUGAAAUGUCGCUCCUGCAGCAUUGUCUCGCUAACUAUUUGCAAGAAUGGGAGUCACGCAUUUAUUUACCGACUUCCGUCACACAUGCAAUCGUUUUACACAGAUGGAAUAAAACCAAUUCUUGGUUAACGGUACAAGGUGAGGGGAAUCCGACAGUAAUUUGCAGUGAAAACAAAGUGCAAAAAUAUAUAUGGGCAGUAUUAGGUUCGUCUGAAUUUUAAAAUUUGCUGUAGAAAGUCACAAAAACUUUAGACUUUGAAACUGAUAUUGUUUGGUUUAAAAUGCUUUUAGUUUCUCGGUUAUAACAGUUUAAUUUAUAAAGUCUUCAUUGUCAUUUAGAUUUUGAAAUUUAUUGUUGAGGUAUUAAAUUUUAAUGUACCAGACACUCAGUCAUAUAAUAUCUGAUUAUAUUUAGACUAAGUGAUGAAAUUCUGUAUUAGUGGCAAACAGCAAAGAUAAUCAGUAAAUUAACAAAAUACUCUUUUGACUUUUUCUGAAAAGCAAGAUACUCAUUGAUCUGAAAAUCAGGGGGUAAAUACUCUUUGUGGUAAAAAAUUAUCUGGAGCUCUGCUUUUAUUUAGGUUACAUCAUUUCUUUAUGAUGCAAAUAACAUGUCAGAUAGAUGCAUUGCAAAAAAAUAUUUCUGGUUAAUGUAUCAGGCCUUCUUAAAAGUUAUAUUUUAUCAAAGUACAGGAAAAUAAAAUGCUGCACAAUUGAAUUAUUUUUAUGAUAGAAUGAAAGAUACUACAUCUUAUUUAUUAAAAAUUCUAUUUUUGUAAA
Molecule: messenger RNA, 2363 nt
Organism: Ostrea edulis (European flat oyster)
Lineage: Eukaryota; Metazoa; Mollusca; Bivalvia; Ostreida; Ostreidae
Product: protein-S-isoprenylcysteine O-methyltransferase-like
Exons: 4
Coding region: 51-938 (295 amino acids)
Biological process (GO): C-terminal protein methylation
Cellular component (GO): membrane; endoplasmic reticulum
Molecular function (GO): protein C-terminal S-isoprenylcysteine carboxyl O-methyltransferase activity
Source: RefSeq, a predicted model, not a curated record